UAAUAUACCAAAUAUGUCUUCGCUACGAUGGGGAUUGACUUAUGUUAAUUUGAUGGGGCUAUAACAUCCGGGUGCCCCGGAUCCUUUCUGCUUUGUCCAUGAACGCAUGUGUAUGAUACACCCUUCCUAUGUGAUGGAGGCGCAUGAGUCGCCUCCUUGUGAGCUUUUUUUCCCCUGGUCUGUUUUCCCGGCGUUGUUUCCAACUCUCUCCUCCCUACUCUGUAUAUUACCUCAUGGCUGGUGUCUUGUUCCUUUUCUUUCAUGAAAUAUGGUGUUCUCAUGUUGGGAUUGGCAUGGGCACGGAUGUGGAUGACGGUUGCAUGGCAUUGAUCAUGUUGUUUUUCCCUUGCAUCACUCUGAUGGCCUGGAUGGCGAUGCAGAGCUUUUGAUCUAGACGACUAAUAUAAAGUCCUUUGAUCAAUGAAAUAAACAUACUAUUCGUGUUUGUCAAUAAGUGAUGAGCGUUACAUAUAGGAUGUAUAUGUGCAGAC
This is a messenger RNA of Aspergillus heteromorphus CBS 117.55, 491 nucleotides long. RefSeq lists its product as uncharacterized. The record is from RefSeq and is a predicted model, not a curated record. The coding region runs from base 144 to 389 and encodes 81 amino acids. Lineage: Eukaryota; Fungi; Ascomycota; Eurotiomycetes; Eurotiales; Aspergillaceae. The transcript has a single exon.